AUGAUUUUUAACUGUAAAAACUUUCAUGAAGAAAGUUUAACAAUUCUUGAGCAAAAAAUUGUUUAUGGAAAAGUACAUAGUGUAUAUAAAAAAGCACUUGAUAAAGUAUUGCAAACCAAUUCAAUGUUACAGCAGCUUAUUACUUUACUUCAAGAAUUUAUUGAUGAGCAAUCUGAUUCAGAUAAAAGUUUACAAAGUGAUAGUAAUGAUAAAGAAGAUUUAACAAUAUCUUAA
Cetraspora pellucida is the source of this 234-nucleotide messenger RNA. The record is from the annotation of a GenBank genome assembly. NCBI's taxonomy places the organism in Eukaryota, Fungi, Glomeromycota, Glomeromycetes, Diversisporales, Gigasporaceae.